Molecule: messenger RNA, 1985 nt
Organism: Aedes albopictus (Asian tiger mosquito)
Lineage: Eukaryota; Metazoa; Arthropoda; Insecta; Diptera; Culicidae
Product: synaptic vesicle 2-related protein
Exons: 4
Coding region: 228-1763 (511 amino acids)
Biological process (GO): transmembrane transport
Cellular component (GO): membrane
Molecular function (GO): transmembrane transporter activity
Source: RefSeq, a predicted model, not a curated record
UUUUUACUCUCUGGCAUUUUGUUUUACGGAUCUAUUGAGAUUUAUCCUUCGUUUUAAUAGAUCUCAUCGUAAUUCUUCCAUUUCAUUGCAAUGCUGAAACCCUAGCCCAUCAAACCUCUGGCUACGUAUCUGAGGAUCGUAAACAUUUUUUCGCUCUACGCCGUAUUAUCUAUUAUCGCACUGCAUUCAUCACCAAAUUUGAAAACAUACAAACAGUCUGGUACAAGAUGUCACCGCCACUGGCUGUUGAGGUUCCCAAAAGUUACACUGGAUCCGAGAAAGCUAGCUAUCCCAAGAACGAGAACAAUCAAACAAUCAAACUCGAUGAUGCCUUGGAGCUGAUUGGAUUCGGACGGGCCCAGGUGGAGAUCGUUUUGCUGAGUGGAGUGACUAUUAUGGCCACUAUAUGUGAAACUAUGGGCAUAAGUGUGAUCCUGCCGGCAUCGAAGUGUGACAUACCGAUCAGUACCGGUAAUCAAGGGCUUCUCAGUGGAGCAACGUUUCUUGGCAUCGUAUUAUCGUCUUAUGUGUGGGGUUAUCUGUCCGAUACACAAGGUCGGCGCAAAAUGAUGCAGUAUGGUCUGUACGCGACCGGAGUAAUUGCGGUAUUAUCUAGUUUUGCCAACGAUUUCGUCUCGCUGCUUGUGCUUCGUUUAAUUGCAGGAGUUUGCAUAUCGGCACCAUCUGCAACGGUUUUCGCAUACCUCGGGGAAUUCUGCACACCGGCAAGACGAGCGCAAAUGAUUUCAUAUGCUUCCAUAGCGGCAAUGAUAGCAAUGGGUUACAUCGCAUUGAUCGGUUGGUGGAUUCUCUCCUAUGACUACGCUCUGGAGCUUGGGGAAAACUACUUCUACAAACCGUGGCGACAGCUGUUUAUCAUGUAUACCAUUCCUGGACUGAUAGCAGCCCUUACAUUUCGUUUAGUUCCGGAAAGCCCGAAAUUUUAUAUUGCCAUCGGGAAAAGACAACGCGCUCUUGAAGUACUGCGGCAUUGCUACGCCAAGAACAGAGGAUCACUCUUGGGAUUUUCGGAAUACCAUUUGGAUCCAGAACCGGAAAGCUCUUGCCAGAAGGUGGGACUUCUUUCGUCAUUACGGCAGCAGACUCUACCACUGUUGAAGUGGCCUUUGCUUUUGUAUUUCUUGGUUUGCUGUCUACAGCAGAUUAGUGCAUUUGCUGUAUAUGGCGGACUGGGUCUAUGGUAUCCAGAGCUUAUGAAUCAAGUGACCUCAUCCACGGACAACCUAUCCAUCUGUGCAGUAGUGGAACGAGCUCAAGCGAAUAAAUUGGCGCAAAUCGCACCGGACGGAAAUUGCAUUGCAAUCGUCAACGAAGAAACGUUCAUCUAUAUCCUGAUUUUGGCAGCGUUUGGAACAUCAUUCUCCGUUAUCAUUUCUUUUCUGUUGAGCAUUGUCAACCAGAAAACAAUGACGGUUUUUAGCUUUUUGGUGGCAGCUGGAGCUGGAGUUGGACUGCUAUUCACAACGGAUCGCUAUUUGAUGGCUGUGCUGUUCUGCAGUGAAGUCAGUUUGGCAGGAUAUACGAUGGUACUAGUCAAUGGAACUGCCGUUUCACUAUUCCCGACGCACAUAAGGGCCAUGGCUGUGUCGCUGAGCAUGAUGAUGGCCCGGCUGAGUAGUUUCACAUUCAGCAGCUUGGUUGGAUUGAUAGUGCAGGAUUAUUGCGAAGCGACUUUCUACAUGUUUUCUGGUAUUUUGGUCGUAGGUGCUUCUCUGAUAGUAUUUUUGCCUAAGAAAAAUUAGAUUAUUGUAAGACCAGAAUAGCGAAUUGUAAAUGGCGCGCUACAUAAUCAAUAUGUCGAUUGAUAGCUAUUCGUCUCCGUGUUAUGAUUCAAUUAGUGUUUGAUAAUGUUCUUAAGAUCUGUGGUGUCACUAUGUUUUAUAUGUUGCUGUGUGUUAUAAUGUUCUUUACAUCUAUGAUAAGUAAUAAAGAUACUGAAUAAUUAUUUAUAUUUUGUUUGAAAG